CAAAACCCUGUGGAAAUUGUAAAACCCUGAGAAAGUGAGAAGCAGAAAGGGCGAGACUCAAAGUUGAAAGCUUGAAUGGCGUGCCUCUUCUCCAUGACCUUCUCUAUGCCUCUCUCUGCUUCACACACCUUCACUAAUGGAGUGGCAAUGCGCAAAUCGGGUUUGAUUAGAGUUUCAAGCCGAAGAGUUUCAGGAACAGCCGCGAAGGCCUCCACCUCCUGCAAUACAAAUGGGGUCUUGUCAUCUUUAAAUCAAAGUUGUCAACAUCUUCUUACAAGGUCCUCGAAACCUCUCUAUGGAAUUUUGUAUUGUCAUGUGAAUGUAGACUCUUGUAGCCAAAAUAUCAUAUAUGGUUAUUGGGUAGGACCUGAUAUUGAUGAUGGUUGUGGUUAUGUGGAAGCUUUAGUUGAUCAAAUUACUUGAAAAAUCUUCCCUU
Argentina anserina (silverweed cinquefoil) is the source of this 436-nucleotide messenger RNA. RefSeq lists its product as uncharacterized. The coding region runs from base 76 to 423 and encodes 115 amino acids. The record is from RefSeq and is a predicted model, not a curated record. The transcript has 3 exons. NCBI's taxonomy places the organism in Eukaryota, Viridiplantae, Streptophyta, Magnoliopsida, Rosales, Rosaceae.